Molecule: messenger RNA, 525 nt
Organism: Glarea lozoyensis ATCC 20868
Lineage: Eukaryota; Fungi; Ascomycota; Leotiomycetes; Helotiales; Helotiaceae
Exons: 2
Coding region: 1-525 (174 amino acids)
Source: RefSeq, a predicted model, not a curated record
AUGACGAUCCCCAAAGCUCCGAAAGCUGGUAGAGAAUUAGCUUCUCAAUCUCCUGGGUACCGCAUACCCGAUGAUCGUCUGGCCGCCCGCAUACACCGUCGCGCCGCCUACUCCGGCCACUACUCGCCCCAUGAUGAAAACCCCGGAGUUCGGCGCGAUGGCGCAGAUCGUGGAGCCGAUCUCGAAGGUGAUCAGCCCGAUGAGGAAGAUGGCUUUGAUGGGGAAGAGCGAGUAGAGCUUCCCGAAUGUGGGUUGGAGGGCCAUGAGCGGGAGGAGGUAGGCGGAGGAGUACCAGCCUAUGUCGGCGAUGGAGCCGAAGUGCGCGGUUAUGGAGGGGACGGCGGUGGCUGGAUGGGUGUUAGCGAGGAGGGGAAUUGGGUGUGUAUGGGGAACGAACCGAUGAUUGUGGUGUCGAGGGCUAUGAUGAAGACGCCUAGCAUGAGGGAGAUGGUGAGGAGGGUUAGUCGGGUGCCGUGGACGUAUUGGUGUAUGACUGUGGGGGAAUCGCUUGGUAAAGCGUUCUGA